CACCCACGCUGACGGCGCCGUGGCGACAAGGUCAACCGCCACCCGCCAAAAAGGCCGUUGACUCCAUCGACGACUCGCUCCUCCUCCUCCCCCUCUUCCACCCAAGAUUCACCCCGCCGCGCCACCAGACUCACCACGCUGCCGGCCCCGCCAUGGACGGCCCCGUGCUCGCGCUGGUCGUCGUCGCCGGCGCCUCCGUCGCCGUCGCGGUGCCCUGCCUCCUCCUCGCCUUCCUUUGCCGCCGCAGCCGCAACAGCCUCAAGCCGCUGAUCCACCAGCGCAGCCGCUCGUCCCCCUCGGGCCCGGCGCUCCCGGUCUCCGCGCCGGACGCCUCGUCGUCGUGGUCCUUCUACGGCGCCGACGCGGACGCCUGCCUCGAGAAGCUCUCCCUCGCCGACCUCGCCGCCGCCACGGGCGGGUUCUCCCCGGACAACAUCAUCGGUGACGGGAGCUUCGGGUUCGUCUACCGCGCCGUGCUCCCCAGCGGCGCCGCGGUCGCCGUCAAGCGCCUCUCCGGCGACGGCGCCGCGGGCGCCGGCAACCGCGAGUUCCGCGCCGAGCUGGAGGUGCUCGGCAGCCUCAGCCACCCCAACCUCGCGCGCCUGCUCGGGUACUGCGCCGCCGGCCGCGACCGCAUCCUCGUCUACGAGCUCCUCGAGCGCGGCAGCCUCGACGCGUGGCUCCACGGCGGCGCCGACGAGGACGGCCAGGCGCUACCCUGGCCCGCGCGCCUCCGCGUAGCGCGCGGCGCCGCGGCCGCGCUCGCGUUCCUGCACCACGGCCGGCGCCCGCCCGUGCUCCACCGCGACGUCAAGUCCAGCAACGUCCUCCUCGGCGAGGGGUUCGAGGCCAAGCUCGCCGACUUUGGCCUCGCCAGGAUCGUCAGAGGAAGCCCCGCCAAGUCGCACGUCAGCACCCAAGCCGCCGGCACCGCCGGGUAUGUGGCGCCGGAGAUAUGGGCCGGUGUGGGUGCCACGGCGAAGGCGGAUGUGUAUAGCUUCGGCGUGCUGGUAAUUGAAAUAGUAACAGGUCACCGGCCAAGCUGGCCGGUGAAGGCGAAAAUCGGGGAGAAGGAAGUUGACAUGGUGGAUUGGGCAAGGGAGAAGAUAGGUGCCGGCCAAGCCUCGGAGAUCUUGGAUCGGCGGAUGGGCAUAGGAGAGCAAGGGAAGGAGAUGGACGAGGCGAAAGGGCUCCUGGAGAUCGCGUGGCAGUGUACGGAUUCUUGCCAGAAGAAUCGGCCGACAAUGGAGGAGGUGGUGGCCAUGUUGAACAAGAUCUGAGCUAGAAUGCCAAAUCUAAGUGCCUGCCGUUCAUAUGGGCACACUGAUGGUGAAUUAUUUGCAUAGUGACUUUAGACUUUAGAUGAAGCUUGAAGGCUGAAAGGUGAAUUAUUUGCAUUUAUAGCUUUGAUUCGCUAGAGUUUGGCAGGAAGUAAAAGGGUGUGCCUGCCAUGUUCCAUUGUGUCAUGUGCUUGACCCUAGGUUGAGAGAAAGAAGGAAUAUUUUCUCUACGAAUAAACACCGAUACCUGAUGGUGUGCCAGGAACAAAUAAGUAUUACAUCGUGUCGCUAAUAACAAAAGGGCACAUUCAAUCUUGGUCCA
Messenger RNA from Panicum virgatum (switchgrass), 1602 nucleotides. RefSeq names its product leucine-rich repeat receptor protein kinase MSL1-like. Lineage: Eukaryota; Viridiplantae; Streptophyta; Magnoliopsida; Poales; Poaceae. Gene Ontology annotation, molecular function: ATP binding; protein kinase activity. The coding region runs from base 153 to 1280 and encodes 375 amino acids. The record is from RefSeq and is a predicted model, not a curated record. Gene Ontology annotation, biological process: protein phosphorylation. The transcript has 2 exons.